ACAUAGAGUGAGUCCUGCUCUGCCAGCCAACCUGCCAACAGCUGCAUCGAAGUGCUCUUGUGUGUGCAAAAGUCGUGGAACCCCCGGAGCCCUCCGCAGUGCACCCUCAGCAGCUGCGACACGCAACAUCACCAUUGGGCGUGCACAAUAGACAUCACCACUGCGAUGCCUCCCAAACCAUCAUCAAUAGCCCUCGCGCUACCACCAAGAUUCCUGUGUCCAGCAAUAUCCCGCCAGUUCAUCCGCACCAUACGUUCGAUAGCACCUCCAAAGAAAGUACACAAAUUCAAUCAUGGCAAGAAUCUACCAACGCUCCAAGCAAGUGCCAAAGCCGCUUUCGAGAGGAGAAAACACAACUUCCCGCUUCGCACAGGCGCGAUAGCAAUCAAGAAGGGCAUGACCGGCAUAUACAAUCCUACGACAGCAAAACGCGAAGCCUGCACAGUGCUACAGUUGGAUAGAUGCCAGGUCAUCAGUCACAAACGACGGGAGAUACAUGGCUACUGGGCUGUCCAGGUUGGCUUUGGAACAAAAGAGGCACGAAACGUGACGCGGCCUGAAAGAGGGCAUUUCGCAGCACAAGGAGUACCGAUCAAGAAAGAAGUCGCCGAGUUUCGCGUGAAGAACGAGGAAGGCCUACCGAAAGUCGGAUCGGUCAUUUCAGCCGAUUUGUUUCAAGAAGGACAAUACAUCGACGCACGCGGUGUGACACGCGGUAUGGGUUUUGCAGGUGGCAUGAAGCGGUGGGGAUUCGGCGGUCAGCCUGCCUCGCACGGUACCAGUUUGACGCAUCGUGCGAUGGGUUCUGCCGGUGCCUCGCAAGGUUCUGGUUCGAGGGUUCUACCCGGAAAGAAGAUGGCUGGACGCAUGGGAGCGGAAAGACAUACGGUUCAAAACCUCAAAGUCAUGAAAGUUGACCCGGAGAAUGGCAUUGUGGUCGUUCACGGCGCGGUUCCUGGCCCUCGAAAUUCGAUUGUCAAGAUUCAGGACGCGAUCAAGAAAGACUGGCCAGAUGUGGACCCCAAUGUUGGAAUUUCUACUUGGAUCAGACAAGGCGAAACUCCGGCACCUCCUCCAAUGGAGGCAUGAACCAGCACAUGGAAUUCGCAGCGCAGCAGCAACAGGUUGGACAAAAAUAAACCCAACAUUGUGGAGCAAAUCCCAUAGGAAGCGAGCCGGCUUCCAAGCGAAUGUGUAGCGAAAUCUGCAAUGCAUGCCACAAGAAAUUCAAGCCACGGCCGAAGCGGCCCACCGGUAUCGAGCCAGGAUCAUUUUCACUUGCCGCGCGACAGCCGCGAAGGAAAGCUGUAAACGCGUAUGAAAUACGACCCGCG
Molecule: messenger RNA, 1334 nt
Organism: Cercospora beticola
Lineage: Eukaryota; Fungi; Ascomycota; Dothideomycetes; Mycosphaerellales; Mycosphaerellaceae
Gene: MRPL9
Product: mitochondrial 54S ribosomal protein uL3m
Biological process (GO): translation
Cellular component (GO): mitochondrial large ribosomal subunit; ribosome
Molecular function (GO): structural constituent of ribosome
Source: RefSeq, a predicted model, not a curated record